AUGACUGUUGCCCCCGGACAUUAUGCCGAUAAAGGUAACUCCGCCAAACAAUCCCAAACAAGCAAGUCGACCACACACUCAACGCUAUUCUGCAAGAGAGGGAUCAUACGGUGCGAGCAGAGGUGCUCCCGGUGUGGGGUCAGCGAUCAUAGCAAGGCGAAAUGUCCUCAGUACGAUGGUGUGAAGAUUUCUUUUCAAAUGAAGGUGAAAGCGCAACAGCUCCACAAACAACAUCAAGAGAUCCGAGGAACUUUAUUUCAAAAUCCACCACCUGAAUAUUGGCAGUACAUAAGUAGUCAAAAUCUGGUGCAAUCUUCUCCGCAACAAUCGAGUCAAUCUUCCGGAUCUCAAAUGAGGAAAGAACCCAAUACUCAAACUUACGUUCCGGAAACACAAUUGCAGGAUUGUGAAGCAGCUAUAAAUGUUGAAAUGCCAAGAAACACACGUGUUGCUGCUGAGGGCCGGAAAAAACGUCCACAAUGGACAAAGGAAGAGGACGUGCUAUUGGCAAAAGCUUAUGUGACAAUAAGUGACGACCCUAUUACCGGUAAUGAUCAGAAGGCCGAAGCGUUUUGGGUACGUGUUACAAAAUAUUAUAAUGAAAAUACACCUUCUGAUUAUAUUUCUAGAGAUUUGAAUAUGAUAAGAUCUCACUGGCAUAAUACAAUUCAAAAAAAGGUGUAUCGGUUCAAUGAGUGCUAUAACAGUAUUUACGGUGUGUAUCGAAGUGGUUGUAGUGAUGAGGAUAUAUUAAGUCGGGCUUACGAAAAAUAUCGUAGUGAGAAUAAUGGUGUAGCCUUCAAUCUUGAGCAUGUGUGGAGAAUCGUAAAAGAUCGUCCUAUGUUCACUCCACAAUCUUCUAAUGAUAUUUUUGUUGAGAGAAAAAAAACGAGAAUUGAUGAGUCUGGUGCCAGCAACACUUCAUCAAAAGGGGAUGCGAGCAUUGAUCUAGAUGAACUUCAUGAAGUGGCUCGCCCAAUCGGACAGAAGGCAGCCAAACGAAAGGCCAAGGGCAAAGGAAAAUCCAACCUUGAUGAGAUGACUGCAGAAUAUAACAACAUGGUUAAGCACCUUGCUGAGUUAACAAGCUUGAAAAAGACUGAAGUUGAAGUUAAAAAAGCAACACUUGAGGAAAAGAAGCAGAGAAAUCUCAAAGGAAGGGAGCUUCCUUACAACUUCUUGGUCAAAGAAAGGAAACUUCCUCGUAAGUUCCUAGUCAAAGGAAGAGAGCUUCCUCGUAAGUUCCUGGUCAAAUGA
Messenger RNA from Striga asiatica, 1257 nucleotides. The record is from the annotation of a GenBank genome assembly. NCBI's taxonomy places the organism in Eukaryota, Viridiplantae, Streptophyta, Magnoliopsida, Lamiales, Orobanchaceae.